AACGUUCGAGGACCUUGACUAUGCGUAUUUCGAAUUAUUCAUCUGCGCUGCAACACACAAACCACUGCCCAGAAAAAAUAAUUGAUAACUUCUUCUGCUCAAGUCGGAUCGGAAGGCCAACUUGUGCAUAAUUUGUUGCUGGUCUGAUCUGAACCGAUAGCUCCUCCAGUAUCGAUUAAUGGAUGCCAGGAAAGCCCAUAAAGCCUCCUCUUCAUCCUCACCAUCCUCCUCAUCAAAACGUUGGAAGUACGACGUGUUCUUGAGCUUCAGAGGUGAAGACACACGCAAGGGCUUCACAGGCCACCUCCACGCCGCAUUAUCUGGUGACGGAUUCCGCGCCUUUCUUGAUGACAACGAGCUAAAAAGGGCGGAAUUUAUAAAAACCCAACUGGAGCAGGCAAUCGACGGGUCCAUGAUCUCCAUAAUUGUCUUCUCCAAGAGGUAUGCCGAUUCCAGUUGGUGUCUUGAUGAGCUGGUGAAGAUCAUGGAGUGUAGAGAAAGAUUGGGGCAAAAGGUUUUUCCAUUGUUCUAUAAUGUUGAUGCUUCGGAUGUCCGGAAACAAACUGGUAGUUUUGCACAAGCAUUUGAGAAACAUGAAGCGGGCAAACAUGAGAAAGAAAAGGUACAGCGAUGGAGAAAUGCUCUCAGUCAAGCAGCAGAUUUGUGUGGGGAAGAUCUUAAAAAUGCUGACAAUGGGCAUGAAGCAAAGUUUAUCAACAAAAUUCUUGGGGAGGUUAAUAAGCAGUUGUACAGCAAAUACCAAUUAGACAUCGAACACCCUGUUGGAAUUACUUCUCGGCUGAACGAUGUUGUUCGCAUGAUUGAUAUUGAAAAUUCAGGUUCUAAGGAUGACGUUCGCAUGAUCGGUAUUUGGGGGAUGGGCGGCAUUGGGAAAACAACGCUUGCCAAAGCCAUUUAUAACGAAUUUGAAGGUAGCUUUGAAGGUAGGAGUUUCCUUGAAAACGUGAGGGAAGUAAUUGCAAACCAACCAAUGGGUCUGGUUCGUUUGCAAAAACAACUUCUAAAUGAUAUCUUGAAAAGCGAGGGCAUAAAGGUUGACUCUGUUCUUAAAGGGAUCGAGAUGAUAAAAAACAGACUUGGCUGUAAAAGAGCACUUGUCAUAAUUGACGAUGCAGAUGAUCUACAGCAACUAAAAGCAAUAGCUGGAGCUCGUGAUUGGUUUGGUCCUGGAAGUAGAAUUGUUAUUACAACAAGAGAUAAACAUUUGCUAGAGCAAAUUCGAGUGGAUAGCACAUAUAUGGCUCAAGCAAUGGAUGAAAAAGAAGCUCUAGAGUUCUUUAGUUGGCAUGCCUUCGAAAGACGUUAUCCUGAUCAAGAAUACCUUGACCUCUCAAAACGUGUAAUUCGUUACUGUCAAGGCUUGCCACUAGCACUUCGAGUUGUAGGGUCUUUUCUGAUUAAAAGAUCCAUAGCGGAGUGGGAAAGCCAGUUGGAGAAGUUGCGAAAAAGUCCUGAUGGAAAUAUUCACAAAAUACUCAGAAUAAGCUUUGACGGGCUACCUGAUGAUACAACGAGAAAGAUAUUCCUUGAUAUAUCUUGUUUCUUUAUUGGAGAUGACAAGGACUAUGUAACAAAAAUAUUAGAUGGAUGUGGCUUUUAUGCAACGAUAGGAAUCAGUGUCCUCAUCGAACGGUGCCUUGUAACUGUUAGUGAGCGAAAGGAGCUGAUGAUGCAUGAUUUGCUUCGAGACAUGGGAAGAGAGAUCGUUUAUGAAAAUGCCCGCGGUCAUCCUGAAAAAUUUAGUAGAUUGUGGAAACGUGAAGACGUAACAGAUGUAUUGAGAGACAAAUCUGGAACUGACGAAAUUGAAGGAGUUGCUCUACAUUUGGAUUCGGAUCUAGAUUUGACUAGAUUCAGUGCACAAGCAUUUACCAACAUGAAAAAGCUGAGGUUACUCCACCUCAACAACGUAGGGCUCACUGGAGAGUACAAAGAUUUUCCCAAAAAGUUAAUAUGGUUGUGCUGGCAUGGAUUCCCUUUAGAGUCCAUACCAGAUGACUUUCCUGUGCAACCAAAACUAGUUGCUUUAGACCUGCAGUAUAGCGCACUCAAAAUAGUUUGGAAGGAUUGCAAGUUGCAUCAGAAUUUGAAAAUCCUUAAUCUCAGUCAUUCCUAUUUUCUAAGAAAAUCACCGGACUUUAUGAAACUACCAAAUCUCGAGGAAUUGAUAUUGCAACACUGUUGGAGUUUGUCUGAGGUUCACUCAUCCAUCGGGGAUCUUGGAAGACUUUCUUUGGUAAAUCUUCAAAGCUGCUUCAUGCUAAAGGAUCUCCCACUGAAUUUCUAUAAAUCCAAGUCUAUUGAAACUCUUCUACUUACUCGUUGUUCAAGAUUUGAAAAGUUGGCUGAGGGCUUAGGGGACAUGGUAUCAUUGACAACUCUGAAAGCGGAUGAGACAGCCAUAAGACAAAUACCAUCUUCCAUAUUAAAAUUGAAGAAACUGAAAGUUUUAUCUUUAUGUGAUGUGAAAUGGUCGCCAUCAACAAAUCUUUUGCCUCCUUCAUUGCAUAGUUUAAGCUCUUUAAGAGAAUUAGCUCUUGCAAACUGUAGUUUAACUAAUGAUGCAGUCCCCAAGGAUCUCGGUAGCCUAAUUUCCUUAGAAAGGUUAGAUCUUGCAUGCAAUGACUUUUGCAGCCUACCAAGCCUCAGUCGUCUUUCAAAGCUUCAAGAUUUGUCUUUACAUGAGUGCAAAAAUCUUCGUGCAAUCCCAGAUUUACCAACAAAUUUGAAAGUCUUACGAGCAGAUGGCUGCAUUGCAUUGGAAAAAAUGCCAGAUUUUUUAGAAAUGUCAAAUAUAGAAGAAUUGUAUCUAAGUGGUUCGGACAGCCUCACUGAGAUUCCAGGCCUGGAUAAGUCAUUAAACUCCAUGACAAUGAUUUAUAUGGAUGGCUGCACUAAUCUCACUGCUGAUUUUAGGAAGAACAUCCUACAGGGAUGGACUUCUUGCGGAUAUGGUGGCAUUUUUCUCAGUGGAAAUGAUAUUCCUGAUUGGUUCGACUAUGUCCAUGACGAUGAUAUUGUGUAUUUCACUGUGCCUCGAAGUGUUGGUCGUAAUUUUAAAGGGUUAACUUUGUCCUUCGUUUCCUCUCCAGUCUUUUUAAGUCGUCGUAGUAGCAUUAGCAUUAAAAACAUGACCAAGGGUGCUGAGCUUGAAGCCAGGAUCAUACCCGAUUGUCCAAUUGACGAGCUCAAUUACAAGCCAGGUUAUUAUCUUUGGCAGGGACAGUUAUCAAAUGACGAGCUCAAAUUGCAAGACGGUGAUAAAGUCUUGAUUGAAAUAAUAGUGGGGGAAUAUGAUGAUGGGGUGAAGGUGAAGAAAACAGGUGUUAGUCUGGUAUGGGACAAAUUUAUGAACGAAAAUAUGAUUGAUUACCAUCUUUGUGCGUAUGAACGACGCCCAUCUCAAAAUCUGGUCAAUGAUGAUGACAUCAUUCAUGUCGAAGAUGAUAAUCACAUAACAAAAUCACCAGACUUUUCAAAAUUCCCAAAUCUCGAGAAGUUGAUAUUGAAAGGUUGUGAACAGUUGUAUAAGAUUCACUCAUCCAUCGGGGAUCUUGGAAGACUUUCUUUGGUAAAUCUUGAAGACUGCAAAAUGCUAAGGGAUCUCCCACUGAAUUUCUAUAAAUCCAAGUCUAUUGAAACUCUUAUACUGAAUGGUUGUUCAAGAUUUGAAGACUUGGCUGAUGGCUUAGGGGACAUGGUAUCAUUAACAAUUUUGGAAGCAGAUUACACAGCCAUCAGACAAAUUCCAAGUCUCGCUGGUCUUUCAAAGCUCAACGUCUUGUGUGUAAAUGCAUGCGAAAACCUUCGUGCAAUCCCAGAUUUACCGACCAAUUUGUAUGUACUGAAAGCAAAUGAGUGCCCAGAAUUGGAAACAAUUCCAGAUUUUUCAAAAAUGUUGAAUAUGAGAGAAUUGUAUCUCAAUGAUUCGUUCAAACUCACCGAGGUUCCAGGCUUGGAUAAGUCAUUAAACUCCAUGACAAGGAUUCAUAUGGAAGGCUGCACCAAUCUCACUGCAGAUUUUAGGAACAACAUCCUACAGGGAUGGACUUCUUGCGGAUAUGGUGGCAUUUUUCUCAGUGGGAAUGAUAUUCCUGAUUGGUUCGACUGUGUCCAUGACGACGAUAUUGUGUAUUUCACUGUGCCUCGAAGUGUUGGUCGUAAUUUGAAAGGGUUAACUUUGUCCUUCGUUAACUCUUCAGACGGCUACUACAGUAUUAGCAUUAGCAUUAAAAACGUGACCAAGGGUUCUGAGCUUGAAGCCAGGAUCAUACCCGAUUGUCCAACUGAGGGUUAUUAUCUUUGGCAGGGACAGUUAUCAAAUGACGAGCUCAAAUUGCAAGACGGUGAUAAAGUCUUGAUUGAAAUAAUAAUAGUGGACAAAUGGGUGAAGGUGAAGAAAACAGGUGUUAGUCUGGUAUGGGACAAAUUUAUGAACGAAAAUAUGAUUGAUUACCAUCUUUGUCGAUAUGAACGACGCCCAUCUCAAAAUCUGGUCAAUGAUGAUGACAUCAUUCAUGUCGAAAAUGAUAAUCACUUAAGAAAAUCACCAGACUUUUCAAAAUUCCCAAAUCUCGAGAAGUUGAUAUUGAAAGGUUGUAAGUACUUGUAUAAGGUUCACUCAUCCAUCGGGGAUCUUGGAAGACUUUCUUUGGUAAAUCUUGAAGGCUGCAGAAUGCUAAAGGAUCUCCCACUGAAUUUCUAUAAAUCCAAGUCUAUUGAAACUCUUAUACUGAAUGGUUGUUGGAGUUUUGAAAAGUUAGCUGAUGGCUUAGGGGACAUGGUAUCAUUGACAAUUUUGAAAGCAGAUAACACAGGCAUCAGACAAAUUCCAUGUUCCAUAGUAAAAUUGAAGAAGUUGAGAAUUUUAUCUCUAUCUGGCUGCUGGUUAACUGAGGAUGCAAUCCCUAAAGAUCUAUGUAGCCUAAUUUGCUUAGAACAUCUGGUUCUUGGAGCCAAUAAUUUUCGUAGCCUGCCAAGGCUCGCUGGUCUUUCAAAGCUCAAGGUCUUGUGUUUAAAUGCAUGCAGAGAACUUCUUGCAAUCCCAGAUUUACCAACCAAUUUGUAUGUUCUGAAAGCAAAUGACUGCCCAGAAUUGGAAACAAUUCCAGAUUUUUCAAAAAUGUUGAAUAUGAGAGAAUUGUAUCUCAAUGAUUCGUUCAAACUCACUGAGGUUCGAGGCUUGGAUAAGUCAUUAAACUCCAUGACAAGGAUUCAUAUGGAAUGCUGCACCAAUCUCACUGCAGAUUUUAGGAACAACAUCCUACAGAGAUGGACUUCUUGCGGAUUUGGUGGAAUUUAUUUGAAUGGAAUUUAUGAUAUUCCUGAGUGGUUCAAAAUCGUCAAUCAUGUGGACAAUAUCGUCUUCUUUGAAGUUCCUAAAAGAAUCAUGGGUCGUGAUUUAAAAGGGUUGACUAUAUGCUUCGUUUACUCUUCUUUUGUUUUUGGCCCAGAACUUGAAGGUCCUAUUGGCAUUAUCGUUAGAAAUCUUACCAAACAAACUGCUUUGCACACCAAGAUAGCAUUUCUCAGAUACGGAAGACCAGGACCGGAUUUGCUUAUUGAGGAUCUAUUGUCAACCGGACUUGAAGACCGUUAUCUUUGGCAGGGACAAUUGUCAAAUGAUGUGCUCUGUUUGGAAGGUGGUGACCACGUAUCGAUACUUGUAAGGCCUCAUGAUGUGGAUUUUGUGAGAGUGAAGAAGACGGGGGUUCAUUUAGAAUGGGACAAAGUCAUGAAGGAAAAUAUGGAUAAUUUGGAUCCUCAUUUGUAUGAUUUGGAAACAAAUUAGGAUUUUUGAUGGGGAGUUGAUGAAUCCAUUUCAAGAAAUUGUUGUCACUGAGACAAAGGGUAACCAUACUGAGCAAGCCAUCAAUCUUGAUGGAGGAAGAAGAAGCCAUGAUGAAGCAGAGAUUGUACUACAACACUAUUACACUUUAUACAGCUGUCUAACUAAUUCAAAUACACUACUAACAACUCACGUGCCUUGCACACCUAA
Molecule: messenger RNA, 6019 nt
Organism: Prunus dulcis (almond)
Lineage: Eukaryota; Viridiplantae; Streptophyta; Magnoliopsida; Rosales; Rosaceae
Product: disease resistance protein RPV1-like
Exons: 9
Coding region: 179-5812 (1877 amino acids)
Biological process (GO): defense response; signal transduction
Molecular function (GO): ATP hydrolysis activity; protein binding; ADP binding
Source: RefSeq, a predicted model, not a curated record